This is a messenger RNA of Colletotrichum chrysophilum, 2025 nucleotides long. RefSeq lists its product as uncharacterized. The transcript has a single exon. The coding region runs from base 1 to 2025 and encodes 674 amino acids. NCBI's taxonomy places the organism in Eukaryota, Fungi, Ascomycota, Sordariomycetes, Glomerellales, Glomerellaceae. The record is from RefSeq and is a predicted model, not a curated record.
AUGUCUUCCGUGCCGUCUUUUCCGGAGCCGCAUGCCCCUGUCCCUUUCACCUACAACGACGACCGGGCGAUCCUGCCGUCGGCAUCGACACACAUCAGACUUCUCGAACUCUAUCCCUCGUCAGGAAUAGGACCUGAACCUGCAUCUGCUGCUGCAAUCCGAACAGACGAAGGCGACAGCGACGCCCACUUCUCGAGCCCGCUCGUGUGCGAAAUCUCCAGCACCCCGGUUGCCACGCCGCGGCUAUUCAAGGCACUCUCGUACACCUGGGGGGGCCCAGACAAGACGCACACCAUCGAAAUCUCAGGGUCGCGCCUCGGCAUCACGGCCUCGCUCGAUGCGGCUCUGCGACACCUUCGAAGUAGAGACGAGAAGGUCACGAUUUGGAUCGAUCAGAUAUGCAUCAACCAGGACGAUGCCGCGGAGAAGACUGAACAGGUUCCGCUGAUGACGCAAAUCUACAGCAAAGCGCAGCAGGUCCUCGUGUGGCUCGGGCCAGCGCAGGACGAGUCUGACGCCCUCAUGGAUUGUUGGGAGGAGAUCGGGCGAGGUGCGCGCGAGUUGGAUAUCGAGAGUUACUUCAACAGAGAGCGCUUGCCACUGCUGAGACCUCUGCUGGAGAAUCGUGACCCGGAGGAUGAACUGACGAGGAGAUUCCAAGCUCUGAUUGCCAAAGCUCUGCCCAUGGUCACUAAGCUUCUUCAGGCCGUCAUAGCCUGGAACGACAGGCUUUGGUUUGGCCGAGUAUGGAUCAUUCAGGAGCAGGCCCUAUCCCCUGACACAGUGUUUGUGUGCGGCUCAAAGGUAGUGGAUGUUGACCUGUUUUUUCUGGCUGGAAUGAUAUUCGACCACUGCUUCGGUAGAGUUGCUGAGCAGAAUGAGCUCCCUCGACAACAGCACCAACUCCUUCUCACUGCUCAAGAUCGCCGUGUUGGCCCCCUAUUGGCCAUCCGCCGUAGACAGCGCAACUACGUCAAAGGCGCGGGGCCCGGAGAUGAUCUCUUCCACCUCCUGAGAAAGACAUACAUCGACGGCAACGCCCAGGCGACCCUCCCCAGAGACAGGAUCCAUGGUCUCCUAAGCAUCGCCGUGGACGCAGAUCGCCUUGGCAUUACCCCGGACUACAAACGCCCAGACUGCCAUCCCACCUUCGUCGAGACAGCCCGCGCUCUCAUCCAGGCAGGUCGCGUCGAGAUCCUCUCCUUCUCGCAGAUGCCAAAGGACAUUGACGGCCUGCCGUCCUGGGUCCCGGAUUGGCGACCCGGACUGACUCGCUCCUUCACGGCCAUCUACGACGAUGCCGAGAAGUUCCUUACGGCUGCGGCGGGAGACAGCACUGUCGAGAUCGUGCACACGGACGACUCGUCUAUGCUCGGGAUAUGCGGUUAUGCAGUCGACAUAAUCGAAGAGACGGGUGAGGUAUGGGAGUGGGAGGAAGGUCACGCGGCUCGCGCGGCGCAUCUCCAGACGAUCAAGGCCUUUUGCGAGAAAUCAGCCGCAAAGAGCCUGCAGCAUGGUGUAUACGAAAGUCAAGAAAGGCAGGAUGAAGCAGUGUGGCGGGCGCCCAUUGGUGACCUGUACUGGACCCUAACAAGAACCUACCACAGAGCCAACUUGACCGACAAAAGCGACUAUGAAGACUGCAUAAGCGUCCUGACAACCCUUACCGAGUACGAGACGCUCACGCCAGAAGACCGGCAGGAGCGCUUCGAGGAAUUCUUCGCUCGAAGCCCUGGCCAGGCCAUGUACGGCGAAAACAUGGACAAGAUGACGGGCAAACGUCCCUUCACGACGCGGCGGCAGGGUUACGUGGGCAUGGGCCCGGCCGACGCACGUCCGGGCGAUGUGGUGGUGAUACUGCUCGGUUCUCGGAUCCCGUACGUCCUGAGACCGUCCGGAGAUGGGACGACUACGAGGCAGGAGAACACGUAUCGUUUCGUCGGGGAAGCGUACUGCGAUGGUGUGAUGUAUGGCGAGGUGUUAGUUACUAAGCGGGUGCCAAAGACCACCUUCUUCGUGGUCUGA